This is a messenger RNA of Pneumocystis jirovecii RU7, 793 nucleotides long. Its product is annotated as histone H2B. The coding region runs from base 1 to 681 and encodes 226 amino acids. The record is from RefSeq and is a predicted model, not a curated record. Gene Ontology annotation, biological process: nucleosome assembly. The transcript is spliced from 6 exons. Gene Ontology annotation, molecular function: structural constituent of chromatin; DNA binding; protein heterodimerization activity. NCBI's taxonomy places the organism in Eukaryota, Fungi, Ascomycota, Pneumocystomycetes, Pneumocystales, Pneumocystaceae. Gene Ontology annotation, cellular component: nucleosome.
AUGGAGGCGUACGAUGAGAAGUCGGCUUCGCCAGCACCCGCACCCGGUCGACAGUCGAGCAAGGCUAGGGUUAGGGGUACCCGUUUAGGCAAUGCUUCAAGGGUUAGGGUUAGGGGGGUAGAAGGGGGUUUUAGGGUGCAUGCGCGGAAGGCCAAUGUUAGUGUUAGGGUUAGUGGUAGUAUUAGUGGGUUAGGGGUUAGGGCUCGGCGGGAAGAUAUAAACGGACGCGAACGCGCGCAGACGACAGAAAACACCAGUGAGACCACAGCGGACGAGAUGGCACCAAAGAUAGCAGAGAGGAAGAUGGCAACUAAAAUGCCAGCGGGAAAGGCGCCGAUGGACAAGAAGGAAGCAGGGAAGCGGAUGUCAGCAGACAAGAAGAAGAGGUCGAGGUCGCGAAAGGAGACGUAUUCGUCGUAUAUCUACAAAGUGCUUAAGCAGGUGCACCCGGACACGGGUAUAUCGAACAAAGCGAUGUCGAUUCUUAAUAGCUUUGUGAAUGAUAUUUUUGAGCGUAUUGCUAGUGAAGCUUCAAAACUUGCUUCGUACAACAAGAAGUCAACUAUUUCUUCACGUGAAAUUCAAACUUCUGUUCGUCUGAUACUUCCUGGUGAACUUGCAAAACAUGCUGUGUCUGAAGGAACGAAGGCUGUAACAAAAUACUCAUCGUCGAGCAAAUAAGGACGCGGAUACCGCGACAUGUGCAGUUUUACUUGUGUAGCAAUUCUUCAUUUAGCUUUUAUUGUCAGAUUAUAGAUAUCAAUGUGUAUUGUUAGUCUAUAUACAAUGUUGU